CACAGAAAGUCCAGCAAUUGGGUUAGAGUUGACCUGCAAUUAAACACAUUAUGAGCAGUAGUAAGAAGAUACAAAUAGGAACAUAUAAAUAUCAGAACAAUAUUUCUUUACAGACGUUAAAUCUGGAUGAAUCCACAGAUGUCUUUGGCACUUCUCAGAUGGCCGUGUUCGUCAGGAUGGUUUUUAAUGAUUUUACGGUUAAAAAAAAUCUUUUGAGGCUUAUUCCACUAAAAGAGCAGACUACUGGCAGGACUUGUUUUCUUCUUUUAAAAAUAAUAUUUCUUCUGAGAAAAUUCCAAUAUCGAAAAUGGUAGGCUUGACAACCGAUGGCGCUCCAGCUAUGGUGGGUCAUGAUAAGGG
Acanthoscelides obtectus is the source of this 360-nucleotide messenger RNA. The record is from the annotation of a GenBank genome assembly. Lineage: Eukaryota; Metazoa; Arthropoda; Insecta; Coleoptera; Chrysomelidae.